CACACAUACACACUGAUGCUCCUGGAGUGGAAAUCAGGUGUUUUGCUUUGGUCAGAAAUUAAAAAGGAAGAGUUACGGUUUUUCGUAUAUCGUCAUGGAUUCAGAACGGCCACAAGUUCAACCCUCAGAAAACGUCGCCACUUUUUCUACAUCGCGGAAGAACAGCAUCAAAGCAACGAGCUUUCAAGAAACGCAAACGAUGACUUGUCCUAUGCGUACGCAAGGGGAUGGAAUGGAAAAUAUAACGGAUGAGAAAGUAGACAAAAAGCCGACAAAAGUCCGCUUAGGAGACACACUAAUUUACCAUCCCACAAAUUUGAAACAAUCAAACUCUACACCUCCGGUAACACCCGUUGGCAUGAUAGUAAACCUUACACCAAAGAGUGUUGCCCAAGUAAAGAAAGAGAAGCAUAUAUUGAGUUCUUUGAAGUCAAAGGAGCCGAAAUUCGUGCCGUAUGAACCUUAUAAGGCUGCUGUUAAUCCAAUUAUUCCCUAUCAGAAGAAAACUAGAAAGGCAUCAAAGAAUAAUUUGGAUAUUAAUGUGAUGGUCUCCCAAAUGGCCAUGCUAACUGCAAACGAGGCUGAGAAGAGAAAUCAGACUUAUGCCAAAGUGAAAGAGAGUGCUGCAGAAAAUGCUGGCAUAGAUGCUCUAAGUGCAGAAAGAAAAGCUUACGAAGCUGAGAUUCAGAAGCUCAAAGAAGAAAAUUCUCAGCUGGAAAGCCAGUUGAAAUUUCAGGCACAGGUGAACGGAGAGUUAAAAAAUCUUUUGGUAGCAGCUGUAGGAGAAGAUUUGGAAACAAAAGUUCACCUUUUGACAGAGGAUAAGCUUCAAUUAGCUCGCGCUCUGCUCAACUCUGCUCAAAAUCUGAAUACCCAUCAAGAACAAACUGAGUGGCUGGCUGGUCAAUGCGAAGUUUGGAGAAGCAAAUUUUUAGCUAGCAGUUUGAUGGUAGAAGAACUCGCUCGAUGGAAGGCCGCACUUUGCCAAAGGACUACCGAUCUGCAGGAGACGAUAAAGCGGCUAUUAGAAGAACGUAGCAAAGUAAGAGACACCACUCUUAGAACAUACAGAACACUGAGCUUGCUUCGUGAGAACUUUGACUCUGUUGGAACAGUGUCAAAUCAAAGGCACGAGUUGCCUAGUACAAAUAUUGUGGAUUUGAGCCAAGGUUCAUGUCAGCUGGCUGAAAUUCUUAAGGUCCAGUUACUCGGUGGCUUAGACAAGAUUCAUCGUCGUAGAGAAAUAAACAUUGUCGGCUUGGAGAUGAAAACUCUAGCGGAAAAACAUGCCGAACAGUUACUGAUGAACCCAAAUUUAUUAUUGUCUGGAAGACAGGAUGCAGCAUGUAGUGCCGUUAUGGGUGCAGCGGUGGCCGUCGGAGGUCAACUUUUCUUACCCUCGCAAACCAGCUGCCCGACCAUAGCUUGCUGUCCACACUGCAGUGGUGAGACAAAGCAAAUCUGAAAUGAAAGUAAAACUAGAAAAACAUUGCUAACGCUGCAUUGAAAACGAUGAGAAUAUUACUUGAUGCCAGUGCUAGAAACAUUGAUAUGCGAAAUGAGUGCUUCCACCUUAUGUGAGUCAUUUUAAUAUUCUUAUAAUCUAUUCCAUUAAUAGUGUAAUAAACAGAGAAUAAUUAUUCUUCUAAAAUGUAAUGUAAAAUUAUAAAUCGGGACGCGAAUUACCACAUCAUCACUUUUGUUGUUUGGUAUUCAAGACUACUGAUGUCAUUCCGAAUGGUUGCUAUACUUUUAAACCUUUUUUUCUACUGGCAAACUAUGUCACUCAUAUGGUUCUAUGCAUGCAUUAUUUAGUUUGACACAUUGUGAGAUAUUGACUAUUAUGCCUUGAUGUCGAUUGGUUUGGAGGAUAAAUGUAGUUCAUGAUACAUCACCAAAUAAGUUUUGGAGCAUGCUGCGUAAUGUUUCAAACGCUCAAGCGCUAUGCUCAUUUUGGGUCACUAUAAAAAUAGAACUCGUCUUUGAGUAUGUUGUAUCAAUUGUACAAGCUCCACUUUAUUAUGUUACAAUAUGCAUAAAAGCAUUUUGUGACUGUACUGAGGUCAAUAUGUAUAUUUGAGGGUGAGGAUGUUUGAUAUUUUGCGUGUAUUGUAGAUGAUAAUUACAUAUUCAUGUCAGGAAGUACUGGGAAGUCGGGGAACUUUGUGGCCUGGAACGAGACAAUAAAACU
Molecule: messenger RNA, 2191 nt
Organism: Diprion similis
Lineage: Eukaryota; Metazoa; Arthropoda; Insecta; Hymenoptera; Diprionidae
Product: golgin-45
Exons: 6
Coding region: 95-1465 (456 amino acids)
Biological process (GO): Golgi to plasma membrane protein transport; Golgi organization
Cellular component (GO): Golgi membrane
Source: RefSeq, a predicted model, not a curated record